ACCAUGACACGACUGGAGCGCAGUUCCUACAAGCGGCUGAUUGUCUGCUGCGAUGGAACCUGGCAAGACUCGACAGCUGACUCCGCAGACCCGCCAUCCAAUGUCACGCGGUUGAGCCGAACCCUUAGCCAGACGGCGAUUGUCGAAGAGGAUGGCGUUAAGAAAGAAGUCCCGCAGAUUGUAUACUACCAAAAAGGGGUUGGUACCGGCCUGGGAGACAAAUAUAUGGGUGGCGUUACUGGAUUGGGCGUGAGCGCCAACGUCCGAGCCGCGUACGGCUUUCUCACCGACAACUACAGCGAGGGCGACGAGAUCUUCUUUUUCGGCUUCUCACGCGGCGCAUACACAGCACGCGCAAUUGCAGGCCUAGUCUGUCGCUGGGGAUUGCUCACGCACCGAGGCAUGGACAAUUUCACAAAUGUGUACGACGACUUCUACGAGAAGCAGAUCCCAAGCUACUCUCCGGAGGAGCGACGCCGGCUGGGCUUCCGAGACGAGCUACCGCCCUUCACCGUCAAGAUCAUUGGCGUGUGGGACACGGUAGGGUUCCAGAAGGCCUGGCUCGGCAAGGACCUGGGCGAGCGCCUGGAACUGCGGAAUACUCAACUGCUCCCGAACGUCAAGUACGCCUUUCAUGCCCUGGCACUGGAUGAAGAUCGUACCGCCUACUCUCCGAUUCUCUGGCAUGUCCCGCGCCCGAAUCCCGGCCAGGAGCUUCUCCAGGUGUGGUUCUCCGGCGUGCACACCGAUGUAGGGGGCGGGGGAAAGGACCCCCACCUGGCGAAUAUCUCCUUGGCCUGGAUGAUUUCUCAAUGCAUGAAAGACCGGCAACUCAGCUUCGACAUUGAUGAGUAUCUCUUCGAUAUCCCCCCACCCAUGGUAGAGAGCGACGUCACUCCGUGGGCCACCAGCCAGGGCAAGACCGACACGGCAAGUCUGGUCCGCACAUUGGAAGGCGUGCUUGGGGGGAACUCGCAUCGGACCCCUCUUGGAUAUAAUCCCAAAGGCGAGGAAGAUGAUUUCACUGGGGAAUACAUCCACGAGUCCAUCAAUGAUCGCAAAUUGCGCAGUUGGAGCUGGCCGUGUGCUCCCUUGAAGGCGAAGAAGGGCGAAGGAUCUUGGAUACUGGCGGAUUCAAAGACGAUCUUGGAGAUCCGUGCAUUGGAAAGAGAAAGGUAUAUGAAGGGUAGAAUUCGUACUGUUCAUGUGAAGGAGGUCGAUUAG
Messenger RNA from Aspergillus saccharolyticus JOP 1030-1, 1224 nucleotides. RefSeq names its product T6SS phospholipase effector Tle1-like catalytic domain-containing protein. The record is from RefSeq and is a predicted model, not a curated record. The coding region runs from base 4 to 1224 and encodes 406 amino acids. The transcript is spliced from 3 exons. Lineage: Eukaryota; Fungi; Ascomycota; Eurotiomycetes; Eurotiales; Aspergillaceae.